Molecule: messenger RNA, 881 nt
Organism: Blepharisma stoltei
Lineage: Eukaryota; Ciliophora; Heterotrichea; Heterotrichida; Blepharismidae
Source: the annotation of a GenBank genome assembly
AUGAUUUUCAAAGUAAAACAUCCUCAAUUAGAUCUCAAUCCAGAAGAAGUAAACAUUGGAAAGAAAAGAUUUAGACAUAGAAAAAAUACAAAUUCUCUCAAUUAUGCUAUAAUUGGAGAAAUACCAAAAUCCAAUAAUUCGUUUUCAAUUGAAGAAAACAUACUGAGAACUAAAUAUCAACGGUCUUCAAAUAAUAGCCCUCCCCAAGGCUCUCCAACGAAUGGCACUUCCUUAAAUUUAGAUUACUUGAUUUCCGAAAAACAAAAUACUCAAAAUUUUGCGAAUAGAAUUUCUUCUCCUAACUCCUUGCAUCGGUUAUAUAAAAAUGCUCCAAAGUUCUUUAUUCAUUUUUUUGCAAAAGUAGCCCACUCAAAAAAUGUUUUAGUAUAAUUAUUUCUUGGAAAAAUAUUUUAUAUAUAAUUUAUGACGAUAAUAAUGGGAUUUUAUCUGAUUAUAUCAAAUUGCAUCAUAAAAGCAUAAAUUAUUUUUUUCAUUUCUAGCAUUUAUAAAUAAUUUAUUUUAAAACUUUUAAAGCCUCAGCCAGCAACAAAAAAAACUUGUUAGCUAAUCAAGAGAAAUGUAAGAAACUAAAUGAUAUUCAAUCUCCAAUUUAUCCUAGAAGCCAGUCAAUUUCAACAGAUUAUGAGUCAUCUUCUUUAUCCUCUUAUAUUACUCAUAGUCCUGGAUUAAAGCAUAGUAAUGAUGAUAAGUUGAAUUUAUCAAUAUUUAAGCAACCUAAAUUUACAAAACAAAAUCCGUUGAUAAUCUAUAAUAAUCCUAUUCUAGGAUACACUCCUCGUAUAUCAAGAGAGUAUAGCAACUCUCCAGACAAGAGAAGAAGCUUGGCGGAUUAUGGAAAUAUGAUGAUUUCCAAAAGAUAA